AUGGCCAACAACAAAAUCUUGUUUAUUCUUGGCGCAGGGCCUAAUGUUGCCACUGCAACUGCGAAGCUCUUUGCGGCACAAGGAUACCAAGUCGCUCUCGUCAGCCGCGGAACCUCGACCUCUUUCGAUCCCUCCUACUUCUACAUCCAGGGCGAUCUGUCCAACCCGGAGAAAAUCCCUGAGUGGUUUGCUCAAGUCAAGAAGAAGUACGGAAGGUCUCCAAAUGUGGUGAUCCAUAAUGCGUACCAUGUCUUCCCGGCGCACCCACAGAAUCCCUUAUCGCUUAAUCUUGGCCAGCUCAACUACGAUCUGGCCGUGAACUUCACGUCAGCCUACCUCGCCGCACAAGAGGCUGUCAAGGGCUUUGAGACCCUUCCAGCCGAUGUACCCAAGUCGUUCAUUUACACUGCCAACGGCCUUAACAUGAUGCCUAUGCCUCGGCUCGUUAGCCUUGGUCUUGGUAAGACUGCUUUGGGCCAUGUCAUCGAGAAUGCUACCCUCUCUUUUCAGGGCAAAGGAUACACCUUCUACUAUGGUGACGAACGCCUUGCCAAUGGCGACUUUGCCAGUGGCGCUAUUAGCGGCAUGGCGCAUGCGGAGCGCUACUGGGAGCUUAGCCAGGAUCCUAAGCAGAGACCGUGGAUGGAUACCUUUGUUGCUGGACAGGGAUACAAGGAGUUUCCUAAGGUUUGA
Messenger RNA from Penicillium canariense, 693 nucleotides. RefSeq lists its product as uncharacterized. The record is from RefSeq and is a predicted model, not a curated record. Lineage: Eukaryota; Fungi; Ascomycota; Eurotiomycetes; Eurotiales; Aspergillaceae. The transcript has 3 exons. Bases 1 to 693 code for a protein of 230 amino acids.